GAAACUAUUUACCACUGCUCCUCAACCGUACGGUCGACAUGCCUCCCUUUGUCCUUGAUCAUCGAUAGCAUUUCUGAAGCAGCCUUGUGCUCUGCAUUCCCAGCAAGACAGCCAUGAACACCGCAAGGUCGACGCUCGUCCGACGAGCAGUUCCUUCGCGAGUACUACCCUCAUCUCUGCUCCGUCGACGAGCCGCCCCUUUCCUAGUCUCCGCUACAAGCUACCCUGCGAUCCCUCGAACCAUUCUCCCAGCUGCCACGUUCGUUCGCACGUACGCCAAUGGCCGAGCCCAUCCACCGGGCGGAACCCAUCGCAUGAAUAUGGGAGGCGAGCCUGAGAAACCUGCACUAGAAGAAUACGGCGUCGAUCUGACAGCCCGAGCCAAGGAAGGGAAACUCGACCCGGUCAUCGGAAGAGAUGGGGAGAUCCACCGAACGAUACAGAUCCUCUCACGUCGAACGAAAAACAAUCCUGUCUUGAUCGGUGCAGCCGGAACGGGCAAGACCGCCAUCCUCGAAGGUCUCGCGCAGAGGAUAGUAAGAGGAGAUGUGCCUGAGAGCAUUAAAAAUAAGAGAGUGAUCUCUCUGGAUCUCGGUCAAUUGAUCGCUGGUGCUAAGUUCAGAGGCGAUUUUGAGGAAAGGUUGAAGAAGGUUCUGAAAGAGGUACAAGACGCACAUGGUGGAGUCAUUCUUUUUGUCGAUGAACUGCAUACUCUGCUCGGUCUUGGAAAGGCCGAAGGGUCGAUUGAUGCGAGCAAUCUCCUCAAACCAGCUCUAUCUCGUGGCGAGUUACAAUGCUGCGGUGCCACCACCCUCAACGAGUACCGCCAGAUCGAGAAAGAUGUAGCGCUCGCGCGUCGAUUCCAACCGAUCUUGGUUGGUGAGCCUUCAGUCCAAGAUACCAUCUCUAUCUUGCGUGGUAUCAAAGACCGUUACGAAGUUCAUCACGGCGUUCGCAUUACAGACGGCGCUCUUGUGGCGGCCGCAACCUACAGCAAUCGGUACAUUACUGAUCGUUUUCUGCCCGACAAAGCUAUAGAUCUUGUGGACGAGGCAGCCUCCGCUCUCCGCUUGCAGCAAGAAUCUAAACCUGACGCAAUCCAAAAACUAGAUCGUGAGAUCAUGACCAUUCAAAUCGAACUGGAGUCUCUGCGCAAAGAAACAGACAUUGCCUCGAAGGAACGACGGCAAAAGUUAGAAGAGACACUCGCAGAGAAGAAGAAAGAAGUAGAUCGCCUAACCGAGAUCUGGGACCGCGAGAAAGCAGAAAUCGAAGCCAUCAAGCGGACCAAAGAAGACCUGGAAAAGGCACGACAGGAAUUGGAGCAAGCCAGGCGCGAAGGAAACUUCGCCCGCGCGGGUGAACUUCAAUAUGCGACCAUACCAAAACUCGAAUCUCAACUGCCUAGGGAGGGCGAAGAGGUCACCUCGACGACGAAGAAUGGAGAGACCCUCAUUCAUGACUCGGUGACUGCCGACGACAUUGCCAGCGUUGUCAGCCGAACAACAGGAAUCCCAGUCAACAAACUUAUGGCUGGAGAAGUUGAAAAAUUGGUGAAGAUGGAAGACAAAUUGCGAGAGCAUGUCCGUGGUCAAGACGAAGCCCUUACUGCGGUGGCCAACGCGGUCCGCAUGCAACGAGCAGGUCUCAAUGGUGAAAAUCGCCCACUCGGCAGCUUCAUGUUCCUUGGACCUACCGGUGUGGGAAAGACAGAGCUUUGCAAACAAAUUGCCAACUUCCUCUUCAGCACCGAAUCCGCCGUGGUACGGUUCGACAUGUCGGAAUUCCAGGAAAAGCACACCGUCUCGCGACUCAUUGGCGCCACCGCAGGCUAUAUUGGGUACGAGGAUGCAGGACAGCUAACUGAAGCGGUUCGACGCAAACCGUACGCAGUCCUCCUGUUCGAUGAGUUUGAGAAGGCCCACCGUGACAUUUCAAGCUUGCUGCUGCAAGUGCUCGACGAAGGAUUUCUCACAGACAGUCAAGGUCACAAAGUCGACUUCCGCAACACAUUGAUUGUCUUGACCAGCAAUCUCGGUGCCGAAAUCCUGAUGGGCAGCGGCGCAGAUGUGGAGACAGUGACACCCGAACAAAAGAAGGGAGUGAUGGAGGUUGUUCAAGCCUCCUACCCGCCCGAGUUCCUCAAUCGAAUUGACGAAUUCAUCAUCUUCAACAAGCUGUCCAAAUCUGCUCUCCGAGACAUUGUGGACAUUCGGAUCCGCGAGCUUCAAGGACGCCUUGAUGAUCGCAGGAUGAGCCUGGAUGUUUCGUCUGAAGUCAAGGACUGGCUAUGCGAGAAGGGCUAUGAUCCUCGAUACGGCGCCAGGCCGCUCAACCGUCUGAUUCAGCACGAGAUUGGACGAAGGCUGGCAGACAGGAUUAUCAGAGGCGAACUGAAGACGGGAGACACCGCGAAGGUUAUCUUGGGUAAGGACCGGGAGAACCUGGACUUGGAAAUUCAAGCAAAGGCCUGAAGUUUGAAGGCGCACAAUGGCUGGACUGACGGUACCAUUUUCCACUGCUUUCACACGCCCAUGUCAAGCUGAGCACAGCCGGCCAUCGCAUCUUUGGAGAGGUAAGACAGCAUUUAAAAGUUUCGGAGGUUAUUUCAGCACGAACUGUACGACAGGCACGAUGAGCUCUGACUCUAUGGGACGAACGGCGUAUUUGUGUUUUGUGGAUGAUACCCCACUCUAUGCUACAAACUUGUAAAGUGAUGGGUGGCAUUGUAUAUGUGUAUAUCAAAAUGUACAGCAUUUUCUACUCAUCAAACA
Cladophialophora immunda is the source of this 2774-nucleotide messenger RNA. RefSeq lists its product as uncharacterized. The coding region runs from base 114 to 2474 and encodes 786 amino acids. Lineage: Eukaryota; Fungi; Ascomycota; Eurotiomycetes; Chaetothyriales; Herpotrichiellaceae. The transcript has a single exon. The record is from RefSeq and is a predicted model, not a curated record. Gene Ontology annotation, biological process: cellular response to heat. Gene Ontology annotation, molecular function: ATP binding; ATP hydrolysis activity. Gene Ontology annotation, cellular component: cytoplasm; mitochondrial matrix.